Messenger RNA from Tupaia belangeri chinensis (Chinese tree shrew), 1812 nucleotides. It is a transcript of the gene RNPEP, whose product is annotated as arginyl aminopeptidase. The record is from RefSeq and is a predicted model, not a curated record. NCBI's taxonomy places the organism in Eukaryota, Metazoa, Chordata, Mammalia, Scandentia, Tupaiidae. Gene Ontology annotation, biological process: proteolysis. Gene Ontology annotation, molecular function: metalloaminopeptidase activity; zinc ion binding.
GGAGGAGCUGCCGACGGAGCCCGUGCCCUUCCACACGCGCCCCUUCUCGCACUAUGGCCAGGCCCUGUGCGUGGCCAUCCCGCAGCCCUGCCGCGCCGCCGAGCGCUUCCAGCUGCUGCUCACCUACCGCGUCGGAGAGGGACCCGGGGUUUGCUGGUUGACUCCCGAGCAGACAGCAGGAAAGAAGAAGCCCUUUGUCUACACCCAGGGGCAGGCUGUCCUAAACCGGGCCUUCUUCCCUUGCUUCGACACUCCUGCAGUGAAGUGCAGAUAUUCAGCACUCAUUGAGGUCCCAGAUGGCUACACAGCUGUGAUGAGUGCUAACACCUGGGAGAGGAGGGGGCCGAAUCAGUUCUUCUUCCAGAUGUGCCAGCCUAUCCCGUCCUAUCUGGUAGCUCUGGCUGUCGGAGACCUGGUUUCGGCUGAAGUUGGUCCCAGGAGCCGCGUGUGGGCUGAGCCCUGCCUGAUUGAGGCUGCCAGGAAGGAGUACGACGGGGUGAUUGAAGAGUUUUUGACCACAGGAGAGAAACUCUUCGGACCCUAUGUCUGGGGAAGGUAUGACUUGCUCUUCAUGCCCCCGUCCUUCCCUUUUGGAGGAAUGGAGAACCCCUGUCUGACCUUUGUCACUCCUUGCCUGCUGGCCGGGGACCGCUCCUUGGCUGACGUCAUCAUCCACGAGAUCUCGCACAGUUGGUUUGGGAACCUGGUCACUAAUGCCAACUGGGGCGAGUUCUGGCUCAAUGAGGGCUUCACCAUGUACGCCCAGCGGAGGAUCUCCACCAUCCUCUUCGGGGCUGCUUACACCUGCUUGGAGGCUGCCACCGGUCGGGCCCUGCUGCGGCAGCACAUGGACAUCACCGGGGAGGAGCACCCACUCAACAAGCUCCGUGUGAAGAUCGAGCCAGGUGUGGACCCAGACGAUACCUACAAUGAGACCCCCUAUGAGAAAGGGUUCUGCUUUGUCUCAUACCUGGCCCAUUUGGUGGGUGAUCAGGAUCAGUUUGACCAUUUUCUCAAGGCCUACGUGGACGAAUUUAAAUUCCAAAGUAUCUUGGCCGAUGACUUUCUCGAAUUCUACCUGGACUAUUUCCCUGAGCUGAAGAAGAGGAGAGUAGACUCCAUUCCAGGUUUUGAGUUUGAUCGAUGGCUGAAUACCCCUGGCUGGCCCCCCUACCUCCCUGAUCUCUCUCCCGGGGACUCACUUAUGAAGCCUGCUGAAGAACUGGCCCAGCUGUGGGCCACCGAGGACCUGGACAUGCAGGCCAUUGAAGGUGUGGCCAUCUCAACCUGGAAGACCUACCAGCUGGUCUACUUCCUUGAUAAAAUCCUCCAGAAAUCUCCCCUCCCUCCUGGGAAUGUGAAAAAGCUCGGAGAGACAUACCCAAGGAUCUCAAAUGCUCAGAACGCAGAGCUCCGGCUGCGAUGGGGCCAAAUCGUUCUUAAGAACGACCACCAGGAGGAUUUCUGGAAGGUGAAGGAGUUUCUGCACAGUCAGGGGAAGCAGAAGUACACCCUCCCGCUGUACCAUGCCAUGAUGGGUGGCAGUGAAGUGGCCCAGGCCCUCGCCAAGGAGACCUUCGCAUCCACUGCCUCCCAGCUCCACAGCAACGUCGUCAACUACGUCCGGCAGAUUGUGGCUCCCAGGGGCAGCUAGGGGCUCCGGCAGGGCUGCCCCAGACUGCAGGCGCUCGGGACACGUGUCCGCAAAGUCCAGCUCUCCAAGCCUCUUCCUGAAGUUUAUAUAUCCCUCCGGGAUAACCCGCUCUCUGGGCUUAGGUUUCUGUGGGUCUUGAACUCCGCUCCGGUGGGAAC